AUGAUUAACAUGAUUCUUUUAGCAUCUAGUUUGAAUUGUUAGGGUUUUAGGGAUAGGCGGGAGGCCAUGGCCGCUUGCCGCUGGCGCUCCGCGGCGCUCCAAUCUCCUGGAGCUGGACAUGGAUCGGAGGUUCCGCCGGAAGAGCUCCUGGCAAGGAUUCAAGAUUUUAUCAAGGAGUUUCUUUCUCAUAUCAAGGAUCGAUCGAUCCUGGUGAUCAGUCUGGAUAAAUUUCGGAUGCGCAGGCUUCGCUCUUCCGAGGACACGAAUCUCGGGAUAUUUGAAAGAUGUGAGGCGCAAGAAAGGCUCUCACUCCAAACAAGUGGUCGUAGAAUCCUCGCUAUGCUCAGGGUCCUUCAAAUUGUCCAAUCGCUACUCCAGCAGGGAAAGCAUGCAUCGAAACGAGACCUCUACUACACCGAUCCUGGUCUAUUCAAAGAUCAAGCAACCGUGAACCAAGCUUUGACUGACAUUUCCGUCAGGCUCAAGUGUACUAGAUCUUCUCUUCACGUAGUUUCUGUCGGCAAAGGUUUAAUCAUGGGAUCGCUGCGAUUCAAGGAUGCUGACAGGACAAUUGACUGCUCGGUUUGCAAGUCGCGCGGCUACCCCAUUCCCACAGAUGCGAAGAUGGUAACGGACAUCCGCAGUUGUGCAGAAUACAUUAUCGUAGUCGAAAAGGAAACCGUCUUUCAGCGACUGGCAAAUGAUGGAUUUUGCAGGAAGAACAACUGUAUAGUACUAACUGGGAGAGGGUACCCCGACGUGGCCACGAGGAGUUUCUUAAGGCUUCUGGCAGCUGAAACAAAUUUGCCCGUUUAUGGAUUGGUGGAUGCCGAUCCGUAUGGCCUGGACAUCCUUGCUACAUACCGCUUCGGCUCGCUGACCAUGGCUUACGAUGCUGAAGCUCUUGCUACACCAAGCAUUCGAUGGCUAGGAGUUUUCCUUUCUGAUUGCCAAACGCAUAAUGUCCCGGAUAGGUGCCUCCUUCCCCUGACAAACGACGAUAGAAGAAAAGCCGAAGCGAUGCUCAACAGAGACUACUUGGAGCACUUGGCAUUCUCUUGGAACCAGCAGUUGCGGCUGAUGCUGGAGAAAGGUGUCAAACUCGAGCUGGAGGCACUGUCGGCUUCUAAAUUUUCCGCGCUCGCGGACGACUACAUUCCGCAUAAGAUCAAGGCGGCAGCAUAUUUGUGCUAGUAUCCUUCUCGGACAGCAAACCGGUGCGUCAUCCAAUCAACACAUUCAAAGGGAGCAUCGCAUUAUUACAGAGCACCUCGACGGGAAUAAUCUCUCUUGAUCCCGCCUGCAACAUAUAUGUGCUUCUUACAUGGUAUUUUGUUUCACUGCAAAGCUUAUGUUAUGCAUGCGAAUCUCACACUCUGUGCUAGUCUCACUUCUGUCGCAUCACAGAGUGACACAUUCGAUCGAACUAUGGUUGAAGUGCCAAGACAAUCGGGCAGACUGAACAAAAUUCCAGCUUGCCCCGAGUAUGUGAAGCGAUAGUAGAGUGGAGUGGCCACACGUAUAGAGGGGCAAGGAUUGAGCUUGGACGUGUAGCUCGUUCCAGGGUCUUGGCAACCCGGGAGGUCGUAAACAUCGAGCCUGCUGUUUGCAUCAACUUGAGUGAUUAAGAUUGUGAUCACCGCCAGGACUGCUGCCAUGAUCUUCAAGAGAUUGAGUGCCUGAUCAAACAAGAGCAAAGGAGUCGUUAAUAGGUGUAAUACGAUGCAAAGUGUGCAGCCAAA
Selaginella moellendorffii is the source of this 1742-nucleotide messenger RNA. Its product is annotated as meiotic recombination protein SPO11-1. Gene Ontology annotation, cellular component: nuclear chromosome. Lineage: Eukaryota; Viridiplantae; Streptophyta; Lycopodiopsida; Selaginellales; Selaginellaceae. The coding region runs from base 67 to 1194 and encodes 375 amino acids. Gene Ontology annotation, molecular function: ATP binding; DNA topoisomerase type II (double strand cut, ATP-hydrolyzing) activity; DNA binding. The record is from RefSeq and is a predicted model, not a curated record. Gene Ontology annotation, biological process: reciprocal meiotic recombination; meiotic DNA double-strand break formation; meiotic DNA double-strand break processing. The transcript has 15 exons.